AGUCGGUCCUGACGCACGGACGCUCCUCUCCUCUCCGGAGCCGCGCGCUGAGAUCAGUCUGCCGGGGAGAGAGCCACCAUGUCCCGGCAGGACAUGGUAACUUCAAUGUUCUUUUUUUACUGAGAAAAACUCAGGACUUUUAGCCGUAACAAGGUCAUCUGUUCGGACUGAGCGUAUUUAAGUGAGAGCUGAUGCGCAGCGACGGGAGCGUUGAGGAUUUCUGGAUUUUGCAUCAGUUUCCAUACUUUUGAUAGAUUCAUUCAAAUGUGUUGAGAACUCUAAGGACUACUUUUAUCUCUUUUACUUUUUGACACAAACACUAAGACUUUUGGACACUUUAUUACAACUUGUUUGCGUUGGAGAUGGAGCCGGAGGAGGGGAAGCUCUCAGUGUGGGUCUGCCGGGAGGAGAAGCUCGUCUCCGGGCUGACGAAGCGCACCACCUGCGCAGAUGUGGUCAGAGUCCUGCUGGAUGACCAGAACCUGCAGCAGGGGGCCGCGGCCGCGAUGCUGUCCGGAGCCCCGCAGUCCUACUGCGUGGUGGAGAAAUGGAGAGGCUUCGAGAGGAUUUUACCCAACAAGACCAAAAUCCUCCGGCUAUAUGGCGCGUGGGGGGAAGAGCAGGAGAAUGUCCGAUUUGUCCUGGUGAAGAACGAGGCUUCGCUACCUAAUAAUGGACCCCGCAGCGCUGAGGCCCGUGUGGUCCAGAGCCGGGAGAGCGGCGGUCCGGGCGGGGGGCUGAAGGGCACCGCCAAGACCUGCUGGACCGCUGCGGCCACCGCGGCCAACCUGACCCAGGACAAGCAGAGGCGCAUAGUCAGGAAGGCUUUCAGGAAGUUGGACAAGAUGAACAAAAAGAAGGAUCAGACUGUCCCCAAAGAUAAGGGCUCGGUGGAGAAGAUGGAGACGCUGGUUCAUCUGGUGAUCUCCCAGGACCACACCAUCCGGCAGCAGGUCCAGAGGAUCAAGGAGCUGGACCGGGAGAUCGAGCGGUACGAGGCCAAAGUGCACUUCGACCGCAUCAAGAGACAUGGGGUGAACUAUGUGCAGGACACAUACAUGGUGGACGCCUCCUCGGAGGACACUGCCGCCUCUGACUGUAAGCGCAAAGCCGAGCGGCAGGACGCGCGGUGCACGGAGGAGGCGGUGGCGCAGUUCGAGGAGUAUGCGCUGCGGUGCGAGGAGGUGGUGCGGCUGCAGGAUGAGGUGACGGAGCGGGAGGCGCUGGUGGAGUGCAUCACCGGGGAGAUCCAGGAGGAGCUCAACAGGCGGUGGAUGAAGCGGCGUCGGGAGGAGAUAGGAGCGGAAGCGGCGAAGGACACGGACAGCCUCGCGGAGGAGAUGAGCCUGGCUGCCUCUCCAGCUGUGGAGGAAGAUGUGGAUAGUUCGUCUGAGAAUGAGUUUGUGUUGGAGGAGGAGAGGAUUAAAACGCAGUUGGACACCAGCUUGUACAUCGGGCUGCGGUUGAAGACAGACCUGGACUCCACCAGGGGGGACUUGGACCUGAGUUUGGCGCUCUGGGAGACCAGGGAGAGUGAACUUCUGGACCUACUGGCUAAAGUUGAGACCAUGGAGAUAGAGCAGGUGACUGAGGAUGGUGAGGCAGAGCUGGGGCCAGUGAGCAUUGAAGCUGAGCCCCCAGAGGAGAAGAGCAGCGUUUGGGUGGAGCAGGCCAGAGGUCUCUCCAAGACCUGCCACACCAACGACGAGGACUCGGACACAGGCUUGAGCUCCAUGCACAGCCAGGACUCUGACAACCCCCCUGUGUGCGAGUCACUGGUAUAGACUUUGUGAAGCAUGUUGGAUUAAACUCAGGGGCAGAGAAUCAGUGUUGGCUAUAGAGUGGUGCAGUGAUGACGUGUUUUUGUAGUAUAUCCCGGAAGUUAGCAUCGCAAGGGCUCCUACAAUAAAAAACAAUGGGCAUUUUCCAUUGGAUAUUGGAUGGAAUAUUGAAGAAAAUAAGAUAUGUGGCAAACACACAUUCAUGAAAUGUACACGUUUUGUUCAGCAGGAUAAUCUCCACAUAUUAACACCAUAUUGAUAGUUGAAGUGUAAAUGCAAACGGCAGAAGUAAAAAGCUAACGUUAGGCCAUUUAUAAACUAAGUUAAGCUAACGUUUGGCAUGUUGACAUUUAGUAGUCUAAUUUAGCCACUUUUGUAAUACAUGUAAAAGCUUCAGACUAUCACCAGUGGGCUAUUUACUGACUUAGUUUGUGUCGUAAAAACAAAGCAUGAAAGUCUCGUAAACCUCUAUCGUUUUCGGAAAUCUAACCAAAAACAUAGGCUAUUUAAAAAAAAAUACUUCAAGACGAGGGUGGGCAAUAUUGCAAAAACGUAUUUCAGGGUUUAGGACUCAUUCCUGCACCACUCUAUACUGGGAGAUGUUUCCCAAAAUGCACCUCAACACAGAUCAUUCUACAGCAAUAAUUCCUAAAAGUAGUUGCACAGUAAGCUUGGGGGGUCAGCAUGAGUAGAGAGGGGAAAUACGGCCAUGCUGCUCCAUAGCUCACCUCCAUGAGGAGAGUCAACAGAGUAAGACAAAUAGCCCAUAGGAGUAUUAUAAUAAACCACUGAUAAUCUGUAGUCUUCAUCGAGAAACUUACUUCAAAGUAAACUCGACACAGAGAGUUAAUAACAGCUUGCUUAUGUCAGGACACAUUUUGCUGAAGCCGCUAAAAGGGAGAGACUGAGUGUUACACUCUGUAAGUACAGGUUUCCUUUAAAAGGUCAUAAGUAAUUGUAGCUUAAAGCACAGAGAAGUACUGCUAGGUCAACUCCAAAAUGCUCUUUGGAUCAGACAAAAGCACAAUUAAUGUCAGUUCACCUCAGCCUGUUCAAAACAACAUUGAAAUGUACAAUCAAUGGCAAGGUAAAGUCUUACUUAACUACUAUGCUAGGUCCUAAACUGUUGGGAACCACUGAUUAAGAGGGAAAAAACAGUCCACAGAAUAUUCAUAAAGAUAUAAGUUCAGAGCAAAAACAAAUGUGCGCUUUUUAAAAGAUGUAGUCCAGUAUUUUACUUCCAUAGAGGAGACUUACAAAACACAAAAACUAAUAAAUACAAUUCAAGCAGACAGCCUAAAUGUUAGUUCGUAUGGAUCGAGCUCCAAAAACACUGAAAAUGCACCCAUAAUGCAAAUAAUUCACACAUUUCACUUUUAAAUCUGGCUUUCUGUUAAAAAUGAUACAUCUGAAGUUAUGGCUUUAGGUGAACAUUAGAUAACUGAGAAUUUCAUUUAUUAUAUGUAACAGCUUUCACCGCUGAGUACACCAACAUUCUGAUGGUGGCUUGUUUCCCUGAAAAGCAUCUUCCUUAACCAUAAUCAAGGAGCAGGCCACGUUAAUACAAGAAGUUAUUUCCCUAAAGGACGGUUUACAUAAAUUCAUCUGUAAGAAAACAAACACCAGGAAUACAAAUGUGAGACUGCACAUUCGAUCGCUACAGUUUAGUCUUAUCUGUCUAUUUAACAAAUGUAUGGAACAAUCUAUGGAAAGCCAAGAAGUCCAAAAACGACAUAACAUUUAAAUUAGAAGCAGUCAUUUGUCAUACUUUACUUCCUUCAUGAGGCAUUAUGAUCCUCAAUAAUGUUACCUUGUUUUAUCUAAGUCAAUCUGUGAGUAAAACACCUGUAAGAUUACAUUUUAAGAGAAAUUACCCCAUUUAGUCAGACCAAAGCCUCUGUAUCUCUGAACACUGACAUUAAGAAGAACUAUUUUAAGCCCCCGCUCACUUUCUACAUCCUGGAAAAAGUUGCUGUGUUAGCUGUGCUUCCUUAUUAACUUUUCCAGGAACUGCAACAGAAAACAACACGAAAGCUACCACAAUAAAUUAUUUUAAGAUCAUCCUUCAGUUAAAUCCCUCUGUAUGUUUGUCCGACUGCAUUGAUAUGAAUCGUACAUGUUUGUCCAACUGUAAAUGAAUGAAUAACAUAGAAGAGACUGAUGAUACUGUUUCUGUGGCUUUAGCUGUUAGCUUUAGCCAAAUACUAGCUCAUAGCUAAUUUAUGUAGCUUGUUCAGGGAGAGUUUGGGCCUCUACGUACAUGAAAUUCAGCUAAAUGGCUCCAAAUCAGCAACUCUGAAGCUACAGCAGAGUGUUCAGAUGCUCUGUGGCUACACCGUGACGCUAACAAAACUACACAUGACUGUUAGUGUUGAAAUAAAGAGUAAAACCUACGUGGCUUGUAGUGUGGCUUCAUUUAGCUCACUUAGCUUGUUUCAUAGCAUUAUUACCUGUUAGCAGCUGAGUUAACAGAGUAACACCUCAGUUAAAGGUCACCUAUUAUGCAAAAUCCACUUUUUCAUGUCUUUUAUACAUCAACAUGUGUCCCGUCCGUGUAAAGAGAUUCUGAAAGUGUCAGAAAAAAGAUCCGCUCUCUUCUUGUCCUGAUCCAUUUAUAUAAAAACCUGUCUGAAAAUGA
Messenger RNA from Gymnodraco acuticeps, 4419 nucleotides. RefSeq names its product ras association domain-containing protein 10-like. NCBI's taxonomy places the organism in Eukaryota, Metazoa, Chordata, Actinopteri, Perciformes, Bathydraconidae. The transcript has a single exon. The coding region runs from base 363 to 1784 and encodes 473 amino acids. Gene Ontology annotation, biological process: signal transduction. The record is from RefSeq and is a predicted model, not a curated record.